CGGCGGUGCUCUUCCUGCGACGUCGAAAGUAAGGAGUCACGAAUCUGAAUGUUCUUUGCAUGUUUGCGCGCGGGCAAAGCGCGUACUGGAAAACACAGUGAGAACUCCAGCUCGCGAUGGGCUGUUCACGCGGAUGGGUCGUCGUCGCGGCGGCCUCCACUAUCAAUAUAUUCACGCUUGCCAUGAUGCGGUCGGGUGCCAUCGUUUACGUCGCAAUCGCCAGCACGUUCGGGGUGACCCGAGAAGAUGCUUCCUGGCCAAUGUGCCUGGCUACCGUUUUCAAUCUGCUAGCAGGUCCCAUUUCCGGAAUCCUAGCACAAUACUUCCAGAUCUCAAACCUACUAGUGGUAGGCUGCUUCUUAGCGUCCCUUCCUGUGUGCGCCAGCUACUUCGCCAAUGGUGUGCCAUUCCUCAUCAUUAGUCUGGGCGUCGUACACGGGUGCGGUUUGUCUCUGCUGACGUUGGGCUAUGCUGCCGUCAACCAGAGCGUCACUACAAACAAGGCACUCGCAUCGGGCAUCACCAUCGGUGGCAGCGUGGUCGGGGGAAUCAUCUUCCCGCCCGUGAUGCAGUACCUCUUUGACGAGUACGGCACGAAAGGAGGCUUUCUCGUUUUCGGCGCCAUCAUGCUCAACUCCACAGCGGCAGCGCUGUUCACGAGGACGCCUUGGCGAGAAACAGUUGCUUCGCGGAACAUGGAGAAAAGCGUACCAAGUUCCUCAACAACAGUGGACAUUUCCAACGUCGUAAACACGCACUUGUACGAGGCCAACGGCGAUGCCCAAGGACUGGGAGAUAACCACCGUAACCACUGCGACAGCGACUCGUUGAGCUUCUGUAACGGGACAACGGGGAUCGAGGCGCCUCUGAAUUGCUCUGAAUGUAAAAGGAUAUCUACGUGCGACGCAGCUUUAGAUGCCAUUGAUAGUCCUCCGAGCGACAAAGUUUUUCCAAGGAACACUUUGGCAAAGUUCCUCUUGUUCUUGAAGAAACCGAAGUUCUACGUAGUCGCCUACACUUUGGGUCAGAUCUGGUACCUAAACACGACGCUUCUCACUGUGGUGGUGGACUACGCUGUGGAAUGCGGCGUUCCCAAGUGGGAUGCCGUCUCUCUCGUCACGUUUAUAACGGUGCCCGAUCUCGUGUCGAGGUUCGUUUCCGGGCCCAUAACGGACAAAGGACUCCUACGAAAGAGCGCUAUGAUGGUCCUGUGCCUAACGGCCAACGGAGUCGCGCACUCGCUGCUGCCGUUCUUCACUUCGUACCCGGCGCUGGCGGCGCUCUCGGCUGUUGCCGGUUCUUGCAAUGGCAUAGCCGUGACGCAUAUUUUCGUGCUGUGCGGUGAGCUGGUCGAUCCGGCGGUGUUCAGUCUGUGUUUGGGAGCCGCUAAUUUUGUGGCCGCGUUCGCGCUUCUGGAAAGGCCACUUAUGAUAGGAUACUGCAGGGACAAGCUUGGAAGCUAUGAUGGACUGUUUUACUUCAGUGCUGGCGUAGCCUGGAGUAGUGCAAUUCUCUGGCUCCUCACAUACAUCUGUGAGAGGCGAACCACCAGUGAAAAACUGUUGUCCCAGGCAACUCGUCGAUAACGGUAAUGUUGCCUUAGGCAAAAGAAUAAUGCCCAAAAAGCUCAGGCUUUUGGUUUACUAAAGGUGGAAUAUGCGAAGAGGCCGCGCAUCUUAACAUAUUUGCUGAAAACAAUGUAAAAAUUAUUAUAAGUACCAAACACAACCAGUAGCUUGUAAUGCAUAACGACGCGCUAGCAAAGAAAUUAUACGAAUUACGAAGACAAGAGAAAAUAUGAAGAUUAUAAGUCUUUAAAAGCAACAAAAGCAUGAAAAUGUCAGGACAGCAGCUCGAGGUUUGAACUUCACACGAGGGACUUUUAUUGAACAAUUUAUAAAUUAACUAUUAAUAAUUGGAGUUUUACGUAGCAAAACGACAAUGUGAUUACGAGAGACACCGUAGUGGCUCCGGAAAUGUCGACCAUAUGGUGUUCCUUACAGUCACGUAAGUCUAAGCACAUGGGCCUCUAAAUGGCAGCUAACGUUGCCAUUUGAAUGGCGGUGUUUUCCAUAUAUCAUAUAUGGACCAUUUCUGGAGGAUAUCUGACGUCAGGAUUCCAGAAACAUCUCGAUACCAAUUGUUCUCCUCUCUCUCUUCUCGCCGCCUUCUAUCUUCUCUUUCUCCCGAAGCGGGAGGCAGGGGAAAUCUGGUAUUUCGACGCAAGAGGGUCUGGGCCCCUAGGAAAGCACCUCUUCAGCCUAAAACAUUCGAAGAAAAACGCGUCCGUCAGGCUUGCCCGCCAUGUUGCUUUCUGGCGUGGACAACUGUUCAUUGCAAGAAGAAGGCUCUUCAACAUACUUAUUGAAAAAAUGAA
This is a messenger RNA of Rhipicephalus sanguineus (brown dog tick), 2377 nucleotides long. Its product is annotated as monocarboxylate transporter 5. Gene Ontology annotation, molecular function: monocarboxylic acid transmembrane transporter activity. Gene Ontology annotation, biological process: transmembrane transport. The record is from RefSeq and is a predicted model, not a curated record. Lineage: Eukaryota; Metazoa; Arthropoda; Arachnida; Ixodida; Ixodidae. The transcript has 4 exons. The coding region runs from base 117 to 1586 and encodes 489 amino acids.